Molecule: messenger RNA, 1104 nt
Organism: Penicillium crustosum
Lineage: Eukaryota; Fungi; Ascomycota; Eurotiomycetes; Eurotiales; Aspergillaceae
Product: Hsp20/alpha crystallin family protein
Exons: 1
Coding region: 1-1104 (367 amino acids)
Biological process (GO): response to hydrogen peroxide; response to salt stress; response to heat
Source: RefSeq, a predicted model, not a curated record
AUGUCCAUCAGAGCUCUCAACCAGAACUUCCCCUCCUCGGACUUUGCCGCCAACAUGGACGAGGAGGCCCCAUCUCACCCUUUCUUCCCUCCUCGUGGUGAGGGCCCCCAUCCUAAUCCCAACCGGUGGUCUUUGAACUCAGGCAACGGUCAAGUCGGCCGCCCAGGGUAUCCUUACCCAUCUCCAUGGGCUCAGGUCGGCGACGAAGACCAGGCAAAGGAAGCCAACAACGAAGCCGGAGAUGGCUCCGCUUUUAGCAAGUCAUAUCCAUACCGAGGCCCUGCAGAAGGUCAUCCAUCGCACACCUAUCCUGGCCCUCUUCCAUGGCACAAGCCCCACGCCUACUCUGGCCCCGCAGAGGGUAGAAAGCCAUACCCUUCCCCCUGGGAUGACGACAAGACCAAGCUUUGCCCGCGCAAGCCCUACCCUUACCCUGGACCAGCCGAUGGCCACAAGAUACACACCUAUUUGGGUGCAGCUCCGCUGAGACAGCCCUAUCCAUCUCUUUGGGAAGAGGACGACAAGGACAAGACCUCCUUCCACCAACAGCCACACCCGUUCCCAAGUGGUCCACAUGGCGGACAUGGGAAUAGAGGAUGGGGCGGGCACGGAUUCUUCGGCCAGCCACAUUUCGGUGGCCAUUCAUUUGGAGGCUUCGGACGAAGGGGGUUUGAAGAGCCGCAUGCCUCCCAUGGCCCCUGGGUAACCAGUCAACAAGUACCCUACAAAUCUCCGACCACAGGAUCAGACAAAUAUAAGCCUGAGGUUGACGUGUUCAACACCCCUGAGGCAUUCGUGAUUCAUGUGCCGCUUCCCGGCGCCAAGAAGGAAGAUAUUGAACUCAACUGGGAUCCGAAGGCGGUCGCAAUCAGCAUCACGGGGGUGAUCCGUCGACCUGGUUCUGAGGACCUGGUCAAGAAAAUUGCGCUGGAUGAGCGGAAGGUUGGGGCGUUUGAGCGGAAGGUGCGGUUAGGGAGUCCGAUGAAUCCGCCCAAGGUAGAUGGUGAUUCAAUUUCAGCCAAGUUAGAGGAUGGGGUGCUUGUUAUUGAAGUGCCGAAGACGGAGCCAGAUGAUGUUGAAGUUAAGAAGGUCGAAGUUGAGUAA